UCCAUUCAUUUCAUUCAUUGACGCGCCGGCCGGCUGGCUGGAAACAACCGCUGAUCAAAAGGUACGCGGCCGCGCGAAAAAAAUAACGAACAUUUCGAAUUCACAAAAGCGAACUGUCAAUUUUAUGUUUUGAUGUGAAACUUUGUUGACUUGUGAAUUUUGUGGUGGAUUAUCAGUGAGGAUGUUGUGUUUAUGUUGAGUGUGUUGUCGAAAAUGAGUGUUGCGAUGUUUUUGUGAGGCGAUGCUUGUUGGUGAGCCGUCACCGGCGCCGCGGGUGGUGGCCGGCCUGCGGAAACUGAGGCCCGAGCUGUCUCCAGCUCCUGUACCCACACCCACUGACCCCAAUCUCAGGAUAUCAGGCGUGCUCCGCCAGUACUUCAGCUCCGCCGAUCACGAGUUCACAUGGGUGCGCGCGGCCGUCCGCGGCGGCUGCUUGCUCGCUUGGCGCGACGGCACCCUGCCCCGGCGGCCGGCGGCGAGGCUGCCGCUGCGCCACCUGCAUCUGAGGGCGUGUGCCAGCCUGCCCAACGCGUUCCAGCUGUCUAGGCUGAGGGAUGACGCCGCUGUUGCUACUUUCCAGGCGUGCAAUGCGACGGAGUACGCGCGGUGGGUGCGCGCGCUGUGCGUGGAGAUCCUGCGCCAGACGCCGCUGCCGCACGUGCGCUUCCUGGACGUGCUGCCGGCCGCGGACACGGCCCCCGCCCCACCCCCCGCGCCGGCCCCCGCCCCCCGGCCCCCGCCCCGCGCGCGCCGCCGCCUGCUGUCCGCCGGCGAGACCACGCUCGUGCCGCGCGACCACUCGCCCGCCGCCACGGACGAGGGCAUCGUCGUCGAGGACGACGACUACGACUCAUCGUCCGACCGCAGCCUCGACCUCUCGCUGUCCCUCGACGCUUUAAAAACCACCGACGUCGUCGACGCGCCCAUACGCAAGGCGGAGAUCGUCAAGUGUGAUAACUGCAGCAAACUGAACGCGAGCUCCCUCCAGCACCACACGCUGCCGCGCGCGGCCAGGUCGCUCGAGCCGGAGCCGGGGCGACAUCGGUAUCUAAAGCGAUGGGAGGGCUCGGAGCGAGGGGCCGAGCGAGGCCGCUUCGCGAUGGAGGCGGCGCGGCGGAAGACCUCCUCGCUGGAGAACAGGGCCAGGUCGUGCUCGCCCAACGCGCACGACGCUAUAGCUCAAUAUAUUCCCGUGAGAGAGCGGCGGGCGCUGUUCGAGUCGAUGAAGGAGGGCGGCGGCUCGCUGGCGCGCAGCAGCGAGCAGCUGGCGCCGGCGCGCGCCGCCCCCGCGUCCCCGCGCCGCGCCGCCUCGCUGCACGACCUGCAGGCGCCGCCCUCGCGCUCCGUCAGCGACCUGCGCCAGUACUUCGAGGCGGUGGCGCGCGGCGCGGGCCCCCCCGCCCCUCCCCCCGGCGCCCCCGGCCCCGCGCAGCGACACAGCGCGCCGCCGCAGCCCGCGCCGCGCGCCUUCUCCUCACUCAUCUAUGCCUGAACCACUCUCACACACAUCUGUAUAUAGCACUAGUAGAGAGUACCGGCCAGGUUCGCCGACUGUCUCACUUUAGUCGUUCGUAUUAAGACUGUUAAAAGUAUUGUUAUAAAGUACCUAAUAUAAAUAAUAAAUGAAAUGUAUCUAUUUA
Messenger RNA from Plutella xylostella (diamondback moth), 1640 nucleotides. RefSeq lists its product as uncharacterized. Lineage: Eukaryota; Metazoa; Arthropoda; Insecta; Lepidoptera; Plutellidae. The record is from RefSeq and is a predicted model, not a curated record.